Molecule: messenger RNA, 1272 nt
Organism: Lasiodiplodia theobromae
Lineage: Eukaryota; Fungi; Ascomycota; Dothideomycetes; Botryosphaeriales; Botryosphaeriaceae
Exons: 2
Coding region: 1-1272 (423 amino acids)
Source: RefSeq, a predicted model, not a curated record
AUGGCUAGCGAUAUUCUCCGUGUUGAGAACUCCAGUAUUCCAUUUGCGCAUGUUUUCCAGAAGGUCUCGGCCAGGCCCGUCGGUGCCAUCUACAGUGUCCAGUUCCACGAUCCUCGGUGUCUUCUUCGGGUCCCAGACGCCCUCGAGCGCCUCGAGGCAGACUUGACACAACGUAUUGGAUCUGUGCGGUGCCGCGAUGACUUUCAGCUGGGCUACCCGAACUUUGAACGCUAUUGUGCCAUCGUGUUAGAAGCCACGCGACCCAUCAUCCUCUUCUGCCGCGGCCUUAGCGAGCGGGGGCACCUUGACGUCGCUGACGCUCUCGGCACCGGCCUGCUUGAGCUCGUCGACCAAGCCGCGCAAACGGUGGUCCCUUUUCCGCGCGUCGAGCAGCCAGCGGUCGGACAGCGAGACGUUGUUCCCAACCCCUACAGGGAUGAAACCCUCGAACUAGGCCUUGACUCGUCCGCCCAGAUUUGGAAGGACACGCUGGAAGCCGGGAAAACCUACGUCUUGCGCCUCGGGUCUGCGGCCUUCGACGAAAAUGUAUUGUGGUGCCGCUACCGCGAUGCCGACGACGCUGCCGACUUGGUCGUGCAGAAUCCUCCCCUGCGGCUGCAACGCAACAAAACCGUGAGCUUCACCGUCUACCACGAUCCCGACCCGCCGACCUUCACCGGCUUCUUCAGCGUCGAGCCUGCUGUCUGUCAUGUGCCGCCAUCGGACCCGAAUAACCACAUUCAUAAUAUGGAUCCUCUUCCGAACGCGUUCAAGUUCGUCGUCGACAUCACAUCAAAUGCCCCCGCACCAAUCACCGUGUGCAUCCAACAGAGCGUCUUUGGUUCCACUCUGCCAUUCGGCGGCCUCAGCAGUCUCGGCGAAUUCGCGGACUGCGUCGACGCUGAGUCGGGAGAGGAAGCCCACUUCUCGGUCGGCUUCCAGUGCUUCGACAGCAAUCCGUGGCCUGAAUGGCCCGAAGACGAGGACCUCGUCGAAAUACCGCCGGCUGGGAGCGCCACCGUGCGCUUCGUGCAAGAGUUCGGGGAGCAUGACCAGAAGCACUCGUUCAAGCCUGGGCGGCGAUACCGUGCGCAAAUGUCGAGAGGGGCGAAGGGCGGGUUCUAUCAGUGGAUGUUUGGCACGAAGGAGCAGAUUUUGAGGGGCACGGUGGAAGAGAGGAAGGCGAGGUGGGAUGAGGCACAUCCGAGAGGCCGAAGGGAGAUCGAAGUACAGCAGGUGAAUGAGCCGGUAGAGUUCGAUGCAGUGAAUUAA